AUGAAUUCGCCUGACCUCUGGAGUGCCCCAGAAGUACAGUUUUGCUUUGCUGCUGCGAACAGUUCUUGCCCGAGGAAGGCGAGGCCUGCGCUCCUUGUCUGUGCCAUGUAUCUCGUCAUGAUUGGAGCGAUAGUGCUGACCAUGCUGGGAAACAUGGCUGUGAUUAUCUCUAUUGCCCAUUUCAAGCAGCUCCACUCCCCAACCAACUUCCUCAUUCUCUCCAUGGCUACCACAGACUUCCUGUUGAGUUGCGUGGUCAUGCCCUUCAGUAUGAUCCGGUCCAUCGAGUCGUGCUGGUACUUCGGGGACCUCUUUUGCAAAGUUCACAGCUGCUGUGACAUCAUGCUCUGUACGACAUCCAUUUUCCACCUGUGCUUCAUCUCAGUUGACCGCCACUAUGCCGUCUGUGACCCUUUGCACUAUGUCACUCAAAUCACCACCCGGGUCGUAGGGGUCUUUCUACUCAUCAGUUGGUCCGUUCCCAUCUUUUUUGCCUUUGGCUUGGUAUUCUCAGAAUUGAAUUUGAUCGGUGCUGAGGAGUUUGUUGCAGCCAUUGACUGCACAGGUUUGUGUGUGUUGAUAUUUAACAAGCUCUGGGGAGUGCUGGCUUCCUUCAUAGCUUUCUUUCUGCCUGGGACAGUCAUGGUGGGGAUUUACAUACACAUUUUCACAGUUGCCCAGAAACAUGCCAGGCAGAUUGGUACAGGUCCUAGGACAAAACGGGCCCCCUCAGAAAACAAACUGAAGGCCACCUCCAGAAAGGAAAGCAAGGCCACCAAGACUUUAAGCAUAGUCAUGGGAGUGUUUGUAUUGUGUUGGCUACCCUUUUUUGUCUUGACAAUCACAGACCCUUUCAUUGAUUUUACCACCCCUGAAGAUUUGUAUAAUGUUUUCCUUUGGCUUGGUUAUUUUAAUUCCACUUUCAACCCCAUCAUAUAUGGAAUGUUCUAUCCCUGGUUUCGAAAGGCCCUGAGGAUGAUAAUCACAGGAACGAUCUUCCACUCUGACUCUUCCACGUCAAGCCUGCACCCCGCCCAUCCUUAG
Messenger RNA from Mus pahari (shrew mouse), 1044 nucleotides. RefSeq names its product trace amine-associated receptor 4. Lineage: Eukaryota; Metazoa; Chordata; Mammalia; Rodentia; Muridae. Gene Ontology annotation, biological process: G protein-coupled receptor signaling pathway; chemosensory behavior; behavioral fear response. Gene Ontology annotation, molecular function: trace-amine receptor activity; 2-phenylethylamine receptor activity. The record is from RefSeq and is a predicted model, not a curated record. Gene Ontology annotation, cellular component: membrane. The transcript has a single exon. The coding region runs from base 1 to 1044 and encodes 347 amino acids.